AUGGAGGAAAUCGAGGAGCCGACGCUGCUUCAGACGGUUCGAGCGCAUACGGGUGAGGUGACGUGCGUAGACGCGUUCGGUGCUCGGUUGGCGACAGGUGGCGGGGAUCGCGUGCUGCGCCUGUACGAGUGGGAGCGCGGCAGCGGCUGGAGCGAGACGGCGAUAGCGCGCGCCGCUCACCGCUACGGCGUGACGGCGGCGCGCUACUCGCCCGCGGCCGCGCUGCUGGCCUCGGCCGGCGUCGACGGCGUGCUGCGCGGGCGCCGAACGCUAGCGGCGGCCGGUGCGGUGGCAGCGCGCGCCCUGUGUUGGGUGGGCAGCGUGCGCUUGCUGGCGGGCCACGACGACGGCGCGCUGUACGUGUGGCACGUCGCUAGGGCGAGCGUGUUGUCGCGGCUGGCGGCUCACGAGGGAGCGUUGUACGCCAUCGCUGCACCGGCCCACGGCGCUCUUCUCCUCACUGCAUGUACUGAAGGCGUCUUGAAGGUUUUCGAUUUAGUGGAGGUGUGCCAAAGUGAGGAGAGUAAGCCGCCUGCGCCACUCCUGUGGGUAGACGGUGCGCACGACCUCGGAGCGAUGGCAGCAGAUGCGGCGGCAGAUGGUAUGCAUGCAGCAACCGGUGGUCAUGACGCAAAAAUACGAAUCUGGCGAGUGCACUGGACAGAAGGUGGAUGUCGUAGUCUGCAACCGGCGAGUACUUUAGAAGGUCAUACUGAUUCAGUAACAGCGCUGCGCUGGGCAGGGGCGGUCCUCGCAUCUAGCGCGUUGGACCGUACGGCACGCUUGUGGCUACCACGUGCCGGAGCAUGCCUGCACGUGGUCCAUGCACAUGCACGAUACCUGACAUGCAUCGCCCUAUCUGCAGACCUUCGCUAUAUGGUCACGGGUUCUAACGACAAGUCUGUGCGCAUGUGGUCGCUGGGCGAGCUCACUGUGGAUGGCGAGCUGGAGCCGGUGUGCGAUCCCUUUGCUCACUUUGCUCUCGGGGACUUGGAGGGAAUAGGACCAGUAGAUGAAGACGCUUUAGAAGAUGCAGGAAAGGGCGAAGAUAGUAAAGAGGAUGGCGGCACAGAGUGCGUGUGGCGGUGCGAGGCACACACCGGUCCCGUCAACUGCAUAGCUGUGUGUGGAGUUUUGAUCGCAACAGCAUCCAGUGACGGACAAGUGAAGAUUUUCCGUUGGGAUGAGGAGUCUAAAUUAGCCAUGAUGGAGCGUUCACUGGAGGCGCACGAGUAUCCGGCGCUGGCAUGCGAAUUCGGUGCCGGCGGUGCUGUGUUGCUGACUGCAGGAAUCGAUGGCUGUGCGCAUUUAUGGGACGUACAGUCUGGUUGUUUGCUGAGAUCGCUGUCGGUGCCGGCGGGCGGCGGCGGGGAGGCGGGCGGCGGCGGGGGCGGGGGCGGCGUGCGGGGGGCGCGCGUGUCCCCGCACCGGCCGCCGCUGCUGCUGCUGGCCACCGACGACGGCCUCGCGCCGCUCAUGUACGGUGGUCACGCGGAGGCAGCGACUUGUUGCGCUUGGAGCGGCGACGGCCGCGCGCUGGUCACCGGCGCCGGCAGCGGCGAGCUGAUCGUGCGCUCGCCCCCGCCUGCGCCACGUGACCUUUGCGUUCAACAGAAUGCACACGAAGGAGAUGGGUCCUACUUACUCGCCAGCGCUGGCUCCGAUUCAUUAAUCAAGUUGUGGGUUAUCGAACUAGAUGAGGAAGCGGUAGAAGCAAACAUUAAACUUGCGUGUGCCGUAUUAGCUCAUGGCAAUGGAGCCACAUGCGCGCGUUGGGGUGUUGGAGGGCUACUGGCGUCGACGGGUUUUGACCAGUGGGCUCGUGUAUGGCGAGUGGAAUCCAACGGGACUGAAUUGUGUCCAGUGACGGCGGUACCAACGGGGAGCGCAGGUGGAGCGCCUGCCGUUGCUUUACUUCCAGGAUUAUUGGCCGUGGGAUCACUAACGGGUGAACUCGCAUUGUGGCGGUUACCAGAAGGGGAUUGCGCUCUAGACUCUGAUGACGCCGAGCUGCCGAGAUUUUGGGGAGAAGAGGGGGUAGCACGUUGGCUGCAUGAAUACAUCGUACGAGUACCAGGUGUACCCGGAGCGCUGGGGCCAGAGUUGGAAGUGCAGCUGAUAAAGUGUGCACGAGAGGCGUCGGUAACAGGAGCGCGGCUACUCGAUGACCCCGUCGACGAGCUACUUGCUAUUUUCGGAUAUGGUCCCGAGGAGAGCGAGCGGGACGUCGCAGAUGUCGCAGAAGUGCGAACACGUUUCGUAGACGAGCUGCAUUGGUUGCGGGAACCACCGCCCCCGGCCCGACUCGUGAGCGUUCUCUUUCGUAGCGAAUCCGGGGAACGACUAAAUUUUAGCGAGCGGAAGCGUUCGAGACGGGCCGAUCUCCGAAACGAAAAGUGUCACGAAUCCCGCAUUUUAAUCCCGAAUCGAGUUUUCAUAUCGCCCCGAAGACUCGAAGUCGGAGAUAUCGGUCGGGAGGCGGGAGGGAGCCGUCUCCCGCCCCGUUCGAAAGAGCCCGAGGAGCGCGGCGAGGGAAGGCGGAUUUUUUCCCCGGAAGCGAAGAUAACACAUAAAUACUGGGACGGAAGGGCAUGGACCGCGCCGCACUCGCUGCUGUGCCCCGAGUCGCACGCGCUGCUGGCGGGCGCGGGCGCGGCGGGGCCCGUGCGCGCGCCCGACGCCCGCACCCGCGCCCGCGCCGCGCACCACGAGCGCGCCCUCGCCGCCCCCGCCCCCGCCCGCGCCCCCGCGCCCGCCCCCGGCCGCGCCCCGCGCCGCAUCGCGCCCAACUACCGGCUGGCCGCCGCGCUGCGCGCGUACCUGCGCCUGCAGCAGCCCUACACGUGA
This is a messenger RNA of Diatraea saccharalis (sugarcane borer), 2847 nucleotides long. Lineage: Eukaryota; Metazoa; Arthropoda; Insecta; Lepidoptera; Crambidae. The record is from the annotation of a GenBank genome assembly.